This is a messenger RNA of Theobroma umbraticum, 702 nucleotides long. RefSeq names its product large ribosomal subunit protein eL22y. Gene Ontology annotation, molecular function: RNA binding; structural constituent of ribosome. Gene Ontology annotation, cellular component: ribosome. The record is from RefSeq and is a predicted model, not a curated record. Gene Ontology annotation, biological process: cytoplasmic translation. Lineage: Eukaryota; Viridiplantae; Streptophyta; Magnoliopsida; Malvales; Malvaceae.
CGAAAAUCAUUUUCCUUAUAAACCCUAACCCUAAAGCUCUCAGCUUGUCUCGCCCUCCCACCAUUUCUGCGGCGCUCAAAAACCCUAAAAUCAUUCAAGUGCAGAGAUUAGCAACCAAAAGAGGUAAAAAUGAGCAGAGGAGCAGCGGCUGGCGGAGCCAAGGGCAAGAAGAAGGGAGCAACUUUCACGAUCGACUGCGGGAAGCCGGUGGAGGAUAAGAUCAUGGACAUUGCCUCGCUGGAAAAAUUCCUCCAGGAACGCAUCAAAGUUGGCGGCAAAGCUGGUAACCUCGGAGACUCCGUCACCAUCACCCGCGAGAAGUCCAAAAUCACCGUCACCUCCGACUCCGCCUUCUCCAAAAGGUAUCUGAAGUACUUGACAAAGAAGUACUUGAAGAAACACAAUGUGAGGGAUUGGCUCCGAGUGAUUGCUUCCAACAAGGAUCGGAAUGUUUAUGAAUUGAGAUACUUCAACAUUGCUGAGAAUGAAGCAGAGGAAGAAGAUUAAGUUUUUCUUUCUGUUUUGUGUCUUUUGUUUGAAAAAGAACUCAUUACACCCUUUCUCUCUUGUGUUUAGGAUUGCUUAUGUAGUUGUUUUCUUUGGACAUUGUUGACAGUACCAAGUUUAUUCAACUACUUUACCCUCUGCUUUUUCUGGUUUGUUGUUGUUGAUGAGCUAAGGGGUUUUUAUUUUUUGUCUGCU